Molecule: messenger RNA, 610 nt
Organism: Postia placenta MAD-698-R-SB12
Lineage: Eukaryota; Fungi; Basidiomycota; Agaricomycetes; Polyporales; Adustoporiaceae
Exons: 5
Coding region: 1-501 (166 amino acids)
Source: RefSeq, a predicted model, not a curated record
AUGGCUCAGUGGAAAUCACCUUUGGCGGGCUACGAGAAUGCCCAGCCUCUCCCGACCACCAUCAACCCAGACGGGAAGUCACUUUACAAUCCUCCAGGCCCCCUCUCCAAGGCGUAUGACGAGUUCCCGAAGGGGUUCAAUCCGAAUAAGAACGGCUUUGAUUUCCACAUCUACUAUAUGCAGCACAGCGCCACAGAAUCACAAUAUGCGAAGGAGUUACACGAACGUGUUCGCAGGGAAUUUCCCGAACUUCGGAUCUACAGGCUCUGGGACAGGCCCAUAGGUCCGCACCCCGUUGCACAAUUUGAAGUGGACACAUUCACGCCCCACGAGACGGGCGCGCUCUUCUGCUGGCUCGCCGUGAACCGCGGACCGCUCUCCGUGCUUGUCCAUCCUAACACGGAUAGUGCGAUGCGAGACCAUACAGAGUUCGCAUCCUGGAUGGGGACACCGUAUCCGCUCAACUCCGACAUCCUCAAAGUUGGUAUCAAGCCCAGGUGAUCGUCUGCGUAAUGCCUUCCCCCAUUGCGAUAUGGCCCUGUUGCCUGUAUACACGCAGUCAGAUUAGUGAAUAAGAAUAAAACUAUCGACUUCUAGUCUCUAUCCAUGU